Molecule: messenger RNA, 9653 nt
Organism: Drosophila suzukii
Lineage: Eukaryota; Metazoa; Arthropoda; Insecta; Diptera; Drosophilidae
Gene: shn
Product: zinc finger schnurri
Biological process (GO): regulation of transcription by RNA polymerase II
Cellular component (GO): nucleus
Molecular function (GO): RNA polymerase II cis-regulatory region sequence-specific DNA binding; zinc ion binding; DNA-binding transcription factor activity, RNA polymerase II-specific
Source: RefSeq, a predicted model, not a curated record
GCCGACGUCGACGCACGCCUCUCGUUUUCGCGCGCUUCUCGCAAUUCUCGGUAAAUGCGCAAAAAAGCCAGCAACAAAAUCAAAUCAAAUUCGAAUCGAAUCGAAACGCAAAUCGCAUGGUGAAUACACGACCGUUUUAUAAAUAGAUUCCGCAACAGCCCAUAUAAAAUGCAUAUUUCGAAAGAAAGAAAAUAUAUAUAAAAAUUAAAGUGAGAUAUAUAUGUAUAUGUAGUUGAUAAGGAAGAUACAUAAUUUCUGAAAGAAUUUGCCGCGCGCGCGAAUUAGUUUCGAAUAUUGCGUAUACGCAGGGUCUGCAGAAUAAUACAAAUCAAAAGUCAACCUACCACAACACAAAACGGAUCGAAACGGCAUAUCAAAAACAUUUCGUAGUAUUUUACACACACACAGAGGAUAACCCCACCAUAUGGAUUUAUAUAGCACAUUUACGGCGAUCAAGGAUACGGAUACGCUGGUUUCGCAAGGAUAGCGCAGCGAUGCCAGCCAGCGGGUUGCAAUCUCCACCAGGUCGACAGGCAAAAACGGCAUAUCAGGAUAAUACCAGGAACUUGGACACCAUGGCUCCUCUAUUUGUCUAGUUGGCAAAUACCAGUGAACCGGGAUCCAGGCCACACACACACUAGCUCACACACACUCUCAGACCAACAAGGACGUCUGUCAUUGUGUGCGUCAAGGACGCUCACACACACACGUACAUGCUGACAAAGCUGAGUCUUUGUUGCUGUCGUUGUGCCAUACAAACAAACCAGUGUCGCAAGUGGGCGUGCCAGCUGGGCGGCCACUGAUUAAAUAUACAUCAGUCAAGCGCAAGGAUCCUAAUUUCCAGCAGUUGUCCCAUGUGAAAGGACGAGGGACACACGGACACUCGGACUCUUGGACUCUUGGAAAAGCGCAAAAAACAGGACACCAUACUUAUAGGAGGGGAAAAUGGCGCGACGCAAGGGCAGCGGUCGAGGCAAAUCUACUGUGAAUUCACGCAAGAAUGCUUUGGAAACGGCGCGUGAAAAACUUAAAGAUGAGCCCGCUGCAAAUACGUCACAGGGUAAUAAAUUCGAUAAUAAUAUGGAAAAUGCAACAACCACAACGGCCAAGCAUUACAAAACCGCAGGCAAACAGUACAAGACCAAUAAAGUGAACAAUACGCGACGUGCCACAGCAGCAGCAGCAGCGGCAGCAGCAGCAGCAACAGCAACCACAGCAGCAACAACAGCAGUAACACCAGCAGCAACAUCAACCAAGAAGCAAACAUAUCGGGAAACUGCAACGGCAACAACAGUCACCAAGAGAACAACCAGCAAAGCCAACAUAGCAGCAGCAACAGAAGCAACAUCAGCCCCAUUAAACGCCUCCAAAGCAGCAGCAGCAGCAGCAGCAACAGAUGUUGCUAGUAGCAAUAGCAACAGCAACAGCAAUAGCAAUAGCAAACCCAGUACAAGCACACGAGAUAAACUAAGCGAGUUGCCGCUGCCGACUGUUGACAACAGCAACCACAUCAUCAGCAACAACAACAACAAUAAUACAAAUAAUAAUAACAACAACAACAACCACCACAGUGAUAAUAGUAUUAGUGAGAAUAAUUAUGAAUUUAAGUGUAGAGAUAAAGCAAAUCUAAGUGAUAGCAAAAUGACGCUACAACAGAUGGCAGCAGUCAGCAGCAAUCAGGAGCCAGUGGCUCCGAAUGUGGCCAACACGAGCAUCAUUGGCAGCCAGCAGACCACCGUAAAUGCCACACCCGCCACCGAUGAGGCUCCGUUGGGGGAUUGGUCAAAUAUUUCACGCUAUUUGCACAAAAAGUUCAAACGCUUGGCCAGCACCACCGAGGUGGAGAGCGGGAAUGCAACGAAUGGCGGCGGUGGUGCCCACCAUCAUCCAAGUAGCGAUGCCAUUCGCACCACAUCGCUCUCCUCAAACAGUUCGCUAUCGCCACCACCAGCGCCGCUGUCCAAUGGUCACCACCAUCAUCUGAUGACCCAACAGCAAAACCACCAGCAAGUGCAGCAGCAGCAACAUCAACAUCAGCCGCCGCCGCCGCCGCCAGCAGCCACACAUGAAUUCAGUGCCAAUUUUGUAAAUAGCAAUCAUGUCAAUGCCAUUGUUCAAGAGGAGAGUCUCAUCAUCAGCAGUAGCAGCAGCAGCAAUAGUGGCUACAAAGCGGCGGCAAGAACGCGAACGCCACUCAGUAACAGCAAUACGAACAGCAACAGCAACUAUGCGGCAAAUGCAACACUGUCACCGGCAACAUUUGCCCAGCAUCAGCAAGUGACGCAGCCAACAACGGCGAGUCCAGGAGUAGCUGUGGCCAAUCCAGUGGGAGAGAAGUCCGGACGCUACGUUUGCACCUAUUGCAAUCUGAUUUGUGCCAAGCCAUCGGUGCUGGAGAAGCACAUACGGGCCCAUACCAACGAGCGACCCUAUCCGUGCGACACCUGCGGCAUUGCGUUCAAGACGAAGAGCAAUUUGUACAAGCAUUGCCGCUCGAGAUCGCAUGCGGCCAGAGCUCGGGGCUUGGAGGUACCAGCCGAUGCGGAUGAUGGUCUGUCCGAUCAGGAUGCCGAGCUGAGCAACAGUAGUUCGGAGCUGCCAAGUCGCGCUGGAUCGCCCUACGACGAGCCCAUGAAUUCGCCCACACCCUCGCCUUCCACUCUGUCUGCGGCCAAGAGUGCCUACAUUCAGCAGCCACCGCUACCGCAGCAUUUGCAACAAUUGCCGCUGGGCUCGCCGGCUGCAGGCACUUUGCCACCCACCACCGCGGAUAAUCUCCACUCGGCCACUGCCCAGCAUCGACCGUCGAUCGACUACAAGCCAUAUAAACCCAAGUUCCAUAAUGCCGCGUUGUACGUGCCCGGCAGCAGCAAGGAGCAACAGCAACAGCAGCAGCAGUUGCACAUUCAGCAGCAGCAGCAACAUCAGAUGGCUCAGCAGAAGCUGUCGAUUCAGCUGCCCCUGGUGCAGCAGCCUUCCCUGGCACAUCCCACUCUCUCGCCCAGCACGCAGAUGAAGAUGAAGCACCACAUUAACUCGCACCAGAUUCAGUUGCAGAUGCAGCAGCAGCAGUCCCUGCUGGCACAGCAAUCGCUGUUGGCCGCCAUGCCGGUGGCACCUGGUGGAGUUUAUUAUCUAGGGCAGCCUCCGUAUUACAACCAAGAAGCAGCGGCCGCUGCCAUUCAUCAGCAUGCGCUGGUCCUUCAGCAAUUCCAACUGCAACAGAUCCACCUGGCCCAACAGCAGCAACAACAACAACAGCAGCAGCAACAUUCACCAUUAGUAAAGGCACCCCCACCAAUGCAACAGCCUCCCAGUCUGCCGCCUCAACAGCUGGUGCGAGCUAAUAGCCAGGCCUCCAAUGUAGCAACAGCGCCUUCCACUCCCACGCCCGCCGCCAAUCUCAGCAGUUUUGCCAGCUCUAGUGGUGGCAUGCAAGUAAAUGUGGCCAAAGUACAGGAGCACAUUUCCAAGUUGAUCUCUCAAAACGAAGCCAUUGUGGAGAACAAGGAGUUAUUGCUGCAGAAGAAGUAUCCCAAGCAGUUGAGUCGUUCCCGCAGCUUCAACAAUGCCAACAGCAACAAUGCAGCCAACAGCAAUCCGGCGGCAUUGCAUGCAAACAACAGUCACAACAUCAAUGCCCAGAUGCCAGAGCGAGAGACUAAAGUGAAUUUGGCACAGGCCAUUGUCCAAAAGCAGCAGCAGCAGCAACAACAGCAGCAGCAACAGCAACUUCAGCAGCAGCAGCAACAACAGCUUAUCCAACAGCAGCAGCUCGAGCAGCAGAACUACUAUACGUACAUGCAACAGCAGCAGGAGAACCAGCAGCAGCAACAGCAGCAAUUAGAACCUCCAAAUGGAUUGGUUAAGAGGAAUACAUAUAAGCCUGCUUCGGCGAUGACAACGCCUGUGAAGCAGCAGCAACAACUGCCGCCCCCGCCCUCCCCGCUGCCCAUGCAAACGAUGCAAUAUCGCCAGGAUCCUGCAACGCCGGUGGCCAAAAACGAGCAACCGGCAACGGCAGUGCAUGUGAUGCCUUUAAACCUAUCAGCGAAGCCCAAACCAACUAUGGUCACAGUGCCUGUGAGCUCCUUGAAUUCCAACUCUGCACCACCCACUCCUGCAACAUCUGUGAAUUCGGCUAGCGGCUCGAAAACUGCACCACCCAUUGCCCAGGUGAACAACUCGAUCAUCAAGAAUCUGUUGCUGAAUGCCCGAGGAUUGGCGGUGCCGAUUGGCGAGGGCGAUGACGCUGUUUAUUCGUGUCCCAUCUGCGCAAACGAGUUCCGCAGCGCGGACGAACUGAAGCUGCACAACAGCACCUACUGCCAGGAUGCGAGCUCCAGUGCUCCAAUGAGUCCGGCAUCGUCACCCUUUCGCUCCAACUCGAUGUCUUUAAGUCUGCCGGAGCUGAAGAGCCACAUGGCCAACUCAAAGAAUCCAUUAUCUCUGGCCAAGUUGGCCUUUUCGCAGUUGAAUACGAAGAGGAGCAGUCAGAUAUUAAGUCGCCUGAGUGCAGCACAAACGCCAGCGAGGACCUCAACCGUAACAGCCCCUACUGCAACUGCUUCUACUCCUGCUGCAGUUCCUGCUCCAAUAUCUGCUCCUGCCCCUCAGAUUGAAGCCCUCCGAUUUGUGGAUGCACCACUGCCAUCGCCAGGCCCGUUGUUGGGUAAAACACCCCUGGUCGACUAUGCACAACAGAAUGCACCACGCAAGGCCCAGGACUCGGUGGUUAUUACAAAAAUGCACGAGGAUCGACAGUUUGAAGCUCAGCCAGCCAAGCGUGUCAAAACCAACGAUAUGGUUGUGGCUUCUUCGUCUCAGCAAACAACAAAUUUUAACUUUUCCUUUAACAACCAGAAUAACAGUAAUACUGUUCCGGAGUUGCAGUCCUCCAAGGAGGAACGACUGCGCAGAUUCACCUCCUCUGGGGGCAGCAUGAUUCCCAUCUCGGAGUGCCCCGAUUUGGAUAACAGCCCCAAGAUGAUACGAACUCCGUUGCUGUCCGGUGGAAGCUUCCAGGACGUGUCAGUCAAGACCAACAACGAGCCAGGAUCAUCGAGUAAGGAGCGCAAGCUGAUGGCACUGGUUAGUGGUAGUGGACUGCUCGGCGUCAGCUCGGGUCCGCAGCACUUUCAGUUUCCACCCAUUAAUUCGAUAACUGCCUUUAAUCCGCUAACGCUGCCACCGAUGAGCGGUGGGGAUAAAAGCACACCCGUCACACCAAUUCCUCAUGUGCCCGGAAUGCCAGGACCCGGAAGCUUAACGCCACAAAUGCCUCUGCUUCCUCCGCCACCGCAACAGCUGCAGCUGCCGAUUCCCUCCAGUCGAGGACGUAGUCCAAACCGCAAGCAACCCAGCCCUCUACUCUUGGGAGGAGCAACAGGUGAACUAAAGGCUUUAUCGCCAUUUGGUGGAGUUCAAAAUGUGCCUAGUGAAUUCAGCCGUCAGCCACCCACGCCUGCCCAACGCCAAGCUCUUCAAUGGAACAGUAAGGAGACGCCGAAGAAGGCACCAUUUAACUUUCUUCGCAUGGCUGAUAAUGUGAAGACCACGGAACCUGAAGUGCGUCACUUCAACCUGGAAAAUGUGAUUACUGGGAAGCAGCAGGAGUCGCCUUUAACACCGCUGCAUGUGGAGACACCCAAUGGAAACAAUACGGAGGAAACCAAUCCCGUUGCAAGUUCUUCGUCAUCGGCCAAGUCAAAGUUCCUCCGACCCACUAGCUUGCCACUAAAGCCGGGAACCUUUACGCCAAAACGCCAUCACGGUAUUACGCCUACAGCAAAUACAUUGCCGCUGAUCUCGCCAGAGACUCCGAGGCCGUCCAAAUCCUGUGUGCAACUGUAUCUCAAUGGACAUGCCUACACCUAUCUGGGUCUUAAAUGCAGCACAAAGAUGUUUUACUGUACGGUGAAUUGCCCGCAACCUUCGUAUGUGGCCGGAAUGCACAAACUAUCAAUGUAUAGUGUGUGGCAGGUGUGCGAGGAGAACCAGCCGCAUCCACUUGGAUUUAAACUGAAGCAAGUUAUGGCUCUCUAUGACUCACGUCAAAGGAUGCUGGGGAAUGGUACCCUUACAGCGAUGGCUGGAUCAGGAAAGCUAAGCUACAAUCUGGUCGCCUCCCAGCAAACAGUUUCCUCUACUUCGACGUCAUCCAGUAGCAGUGCCUUUUAUCAAGGGCCUCUGAAGACACCACCAACUGUCACAGUUGCCGCUCUCAGCGAGGCGAAUGUGGCGGCCAAAGCGAACGAGGAGGCGCAGGCCAAGAAGCUGGAGACAAGUCCGUCCGGACAGCCCCUGGUGGGUGGUUACGAGUCUCACGAGGAUUACACGUACAUCCGAGGCCGAGGCAGGGGAAGAUAUGUUUGCUCUGAAUGCGGUAUUCGGUGCAAGAAGCCGUCGAUGCUUAAGAAGCAUAUUCGCACCCACACGGAUGUGAGGCCAUUCACAUGCAGCCACUGCAAUUUCAGUUUCAAAACCAAGGGCAAUCUGACCAAGCACAUGCAAUCAAAGACUCACUUCAAGAAGUGCAUUGAACUGGGCAUCAAUCCGGGACCAAUGCCACCCGAUAGCGAGUUCCUGGACGUGGACAUGGACUUUGAUCAGCAGUCAUCCACUUCGGCAGGAGGACGUACGUCUUCAAUGGCAGGAGAAUCUGAUUCAGAUGACUAUAGUGACAAUGAAUCGGAAAGUAGUGAUACGGAUGAAUCCAAGUCCCGAUUGAAAGAGCACGAGGCAGCAAGAGGCCUGCUAUCGCUAUCGAUGACGCCGCCCAUUCCGCAGAGCGUGUCGCCCUAUCCACAGUUGCACGAUACACCUCUUCCGGCAGCUAGUCCUGCAAACAGUAUUGGCUCUUCGGGCUCGCAGCCCAAGCGAUUGGUGUGCUCUUUCACAUCACCCAAGCCACCGUUCGACUACCAAAAGCAGGAACAGUAUUAUUCCAACCCGGAGGAGUCGAAGCCGAAACGCAGCGGGGCCAGCGAGGAAAGUGCACCCAUGGAUCUCACUAAGCCGCGCGGCUCCAUGUCUGCCACCUCACCGUCACCAGUUCCGCCGCCCGUCCAGGACCUUCCUAAAUCGCAGGCCCAGCAGAUGCACGAUGUGAUCUUCGGCAGCUCUGGCAACGCAAAUGGUUUUAUGAAGACCCUAAUCUCAGUGUCGGACAAGGUGCGCAUAUCCGCUGAGAUGGAGGAGCAGGCCAAGCACGAGGCGGAGGGUGAGGACGUCCAACUGCAGACCUACAUCAAGGAGCAUGCACUGCACCAAGCCAAGAUAAAGCAGAGUCAAUUUAGCCGCAGCUAUCUCAUCAACACUUUGUACACUGCUGCGUCUCCCGUAUUUAGCAGCAGCAGUAGCACCCUAUUUACGACCAACAGUCGUCCCGUCAUGAGCAUAAAUGAGGUUCCUAGCAUCGAAGUCCACGAAGUUAAGACUCCUGAAACUGUUGAGCUGCCACCUAUUGCUCCUGUACUUGCUCCAGCUACUCCGUCGCCAGCUCCAGCUAAAAUUGCACAGGAAGAAAAGGAAGAGAGCGAGACGCAAUCAGAUCAGGAGAAGCCCAAUAUUGUGGAACCACAUAAUGCUAAUCUGCCCGCUGCAGUGCAGCAACCGGAUGCCAAUGAUUUCAGUGGAGUACUUGGAAAUCCGCCACCACCACCAACAACAUCUGUGGCUACUGUAACAACCACAACAACAGCUACUCCUGUGGCAUCUUCAGCCAGCGCCAGCAUCAACGCUGCUCAGCCCACCCAGCGUACGGUGAUCGUCGGCGAAGAUGGCUUUAAAAAUGCCGGUUCCACGUCCAGCAGCAAGAGCAGCGAUCUCCAGCAUGUAUCCUACGGCCGUGCAGUGCCAUCAGCUCCCCUUGCAGGCGAUGCGCGUCCAACCUGCACCAUUUGCGCCAAGACGUUCCAGCGGCAGCAUCAGCUAACUCUGCACAUGAACAUUCACUACAUGGAGCGCAAGUUUAAGUGCGAACCUUGCAGCAUAUCCUUCCGCACGCAAGGACAUCUGCAGAAGCAUGAGCGAUCAGAGGCGCACAAAAACAAGGUUAUGAUGACCUCGACGUUCGGUGUUCCAACCACCUCCAAUCCACGCCCCUUCGAAUGCACCGACUGCAAGAUCGCCUUCCGCAUCCAUGGCCAUUUGGCCAAGCAUUUGCGCUCCAAGACGCAUGUACAGAAGCUGGAGUGCCUGCAGAAGUUGCCAUUUGGAACAUACGCCGAAAUUGAACGUGCUGGGAUUAGUCUCACUGAAAUUGAUACCAGCGACUGUGAAAAUUCGCUAAUAUCAUUAAAGUUGCUGGCCCAGAAACUGCUGGAGAAGGAUCCGAGCAAACUGAGUAGCUAUACCACACCCUCUGGAAUGAUGCAGCUGGCCCAGGAUGCAACAGGUCCUGUCUCGCAGGAUAGUGCGUCCGAAGAUGGCUUUAGUGCUGCUAUUGCUUCGGCGAUAGCUUCACUGGAUAACGACAGUGCUGGCAACACACCCAAGCGUGCCAGCUCCAUGUCUGAGGAUGAAACGGUGGCCAAUGGCUUGAACCAUAGCCUGAAGCGUCGAUUGCCGGGCAGUUUCAGCAGCACGGGCGAGGAGAGCGAUAAUCCGGCAGAGAGCGGUGGCGAGAAGCGUGCUCGUUCUGGCCAGGAGUUGCCUGUUUCCGUGCCCGUUCCCGUGGCUGCUUCGGCAGCGGCCAGCAACUGACAGUAUAUGUACAUGCUGCAGCCCAGCUGAGGCUAUCAGUAUCCUGUGGUCUACCACCUGGACACCAGUCAGUACGCCGUCUACAAUUCCAGCGAGGGACGCCAUGACCAAACCACCUCCAACGAGCGCAUAUCAAAUGUCUAAGCAUAUCGCAUUUGGGCACACACAACUUACUCUAGAGCUAGCCUAUAAGACCCACCUCUCUUCAGUGAUGGUCCCAACUAAUUUUGGGCUAAUCGCAAAUCGUAAUCAAACGAUAGGAGAGCCAGAUAAGAGAGUCAGCUAUUCCACUGUAAACACUCUUGGGGAAACUGCCCAAAAAGAAUCUUAUACAACUUAUUAUACGGUUCGACGAGGCAGUCUCCCAGUCACCAUGCAGAUUGUUUCGAUCUGUCUCUUAAGUAUUUAGUUUAAGGAAUUGUCAUCAGCUAGCCCUAGUUAUAAGCCAACCAACAGGCACACGUAUAAAUCGACAUAUAUUAUAUACAUUUAAACAUAAUUUGUUUUCGAAAUGCAUAAAUGCAAAAACUCCUGAAGUGCUGUGAGUCUAUCUACAAAUGUAACGAGCCGAGAGCGAGAAAAGUGUGUUAUUUAUAAGGCCUAGCCCCAAUAAUGAACCCAAAAGGAACCAGAACACCCACACUGAGUAUAUUGGUUUUCCAUGUCCAAAUCCAAAUUAAAUCAUUUGAAAAUCACAUAGUUCUUCCUUAUUUCAAAUUGUUAUCACUUCAAGUUAAGAUGAGCAACUGAAAAGAAAUUAUGUAUAACCCUAGUUUUGUUUUAAUUUUUAAAACGACGAGACCACGAGACUCUUUUAAUUGUUUGUUUUAAUUUUGUAUUUGGCAGAAGAGAAACGAAAUGAUGAAGAAUAGGAAACUGUAAAUAAUCAAUAUGUUGUCAUAUAUGCAUUAAGCGGUAGGUUAGUCAAACAAACUACACAAAGUUGA